AUGACAAAUGCAAAACUCACCCACUACCAAAGGCUCCUGCUAGAUUCUCCACAAAUUGCCUUCUUGGACCCGGUGACCCUAAAUCCUGCCACCCUUCUGCCAGACCCAGAUCUGUCGACCCCCAUCCAUGACUGUAGAGACAUCCUUUCCAAAAUUAUCCAGGUGCGAGCAGACCUGAAAGACACACCAUUACCGAACUGUGAGCUAAAUUGGUACACAGAUGGGAGCAGCUUUGUGCAGGAGGGGGUCAAGAGAGCAGGGGCAGCGGUAGUGACCCAUGAAGGGGAAGUUGUCUGGAGUGCAGCUCUGCCCCCUGGCACCUCAGCACAGAAGGCAGAACUUAUUGCUCUCACUGAGGCCCUGGAAAGAGCAGAAGGCAAGCAGGCCAACAUCUACACAGAUAGCAGGUAUGCCUUUGGCACUGUCCAUGUCCACGGCACCAUCUACCGAGAAAGAGGAUUCCAUUCCGCGGAAGGGAAGGAACUGAGGAGUCUACAAGAAGUCCAAAGACUACUAGCCGCUAUCGAAAAACCAAAAGCGGUAGCAGUUAUACAUGUGCCGGGCCACCAACCAAAGAAGACACCUGAGGCCAUUGGCAACAACCAUGCUGAUGCGGAAGCUAGGAGGGCGGCCCUCUCGGAUUCCCUUGUACUUGCAGCCCUCGAGAUACCCAUACCUGAACUGCCCGCCCUGCCACCCAAACCUGAGUAUUCCCCUCAGGAUCUUGAGUGGAUUAGGAAACAAGUCUCGGGGAAAGUGUUUGGGGAGGAAAAUUGGAGUAGGGACCAAGAAGGUAGAUUGAUCCUGCCAGACGUAUUAGGACAGUACAUGCUUGCUAAUCUGCAUAAGUCCACCCAUCUAGGCUGGAAAAAGCUGCUCAGCCUUUUCCAGUCUGCGCAGUUGGUGUUUCCCCACCAGAACGAGGCAGCUCGUCAGAUCACGAAAGAAUGCAGUAGCUGUGCAAUGCUAAGACCAGCCCCAAGAGGGCUGCAACCGGCAGGUUGAUGGUAUCACUCCAUGGGUGCACCACACCCACAUUCGGAAGGUCCUACCUCAUAAAGAUCCAGGGGCCCGUAAGGAAGAGUGGAAGGUGCAGCAGCAUCCUGCCAAUCCCCUAAAACUACACCUAAGCCGAAGAUGAAGGGGAUCCUGCUAAUAAGCUCCUUAAUAUGGACCUUCACAGGAGCCACAUCUGUGGAGACCAGAGGCACAAGCCCCCAUCAGCCAAGGAACCUGACCUGGAUGCUGAUUGAUAGCGACACUGGGGAGGUCGCCAACUCCACACAACGCACUGCGCCAAUCGUAACUUGGUGGCCUGACCUGUACUUCUGCUUUCGGCAGAUCAACCCCGUUUACCAAUCCGUCCCUCCAAAUGUGGCUCGCUCCCAUGGGUUUUAUGCUUGCCCAGGAACAGGUAAAGGAAAGCGAUGUGGGGGGGGACAAGACUUCUUUUGUGCCAGCUGGGACUGUGUAACCUCGAACGAUGGGGAUUGGAGAUGGACAGUUACAAAAAUCGAUUCUGUCAAAUUUACUUAUGUCAACAAGGGCAUCCCUCGUUACCAGACUAUG
Molecule: messenger RNA, 1569 nt
Organism: Manis pentadactyla (Chinese pangolin)
Lineage: Eukaryota; Metazoa; Chordata; Mammalia; Pholidota; Manidae
Exons: 2
Coding region: 1-1005 (334 amino acids)
Molecular function (GO): RNA-DNA hybrid ribonuclease activity; RNA stem-loop binding
Source: RefSeq, a predicted model, not a curated record